GUCCCGGGCUGGCGUCUCGUGACAUCUUGACUUGUUCAARACUGAGGUCUUGUUGGAGUCUUUGCAGAGUAAUAAAGUCCGUUGUUUUACGAUUAUUGCUAUUUGAGGGAAAACAAUAUUGACAGAAGUGCAUAUCAYAUUCGGAAAGUGGAUUUGGUUUGGCGUUUUUUAGGGAAGUUCUCGAAAGUCCAUAGUUUUGUUGUGCACGUUGGUCGAUUAUCUUUGGCAGUGCCGUUGGUACCCRUUCACACUCUACAGCAAUUUCCAKGGAUUUCUUCUCACAACGAGAAGMCUUUGAAGCGAUGCUGGAAUAUAAUUGUAUUUGUGUAUGAUUGGAGCUUUCAAUUUAGUUUUAAUGGUAUAAGCUUGURCAUUCAAUCGUCGUUUUGGAAUWAGUUCUUGGUAGUACACUCACGGUCCUACAGCGAAUCCCAGCUUGUUGUACGUAAUCUCUGAUUGAAUCAUUUCCCUUUGAACAAAACUGUAGUUAAUWAUAUACAUGCUCGAGUGUCUUCAGCUGUCACCAAGUGAAUUCUGCAUUUGCUUUUAACCUUUUGGAGUCAUCAAUCAAACGUUCUUGGCAUGGCUGUCCCACGUUGGGUCUUUGUUGUUGUUUUGUGUGGUUCUUUAUGCACAAUUACACCAGUACCUCUUGACAAAUCAGUUGUGAAAUCAUGGUCUCAAAAAGUUGAAGAAUAUUUAUUAAAACUGAGUGAAGAAGGCUUGAAAACUCAAGAGCUUCAAAGACACUACGACGAAGCAAUUUAUCGAGUGGAAAGCAAGAAGGGGUCUGAGACUGUCAAUUCUGUAAAGGCAAGACUUGGAAAUUAUUUUGUCAAGAAAGAAGAAGCAGCCAGGAAAUUAGCUAAAGAAGUCCAGCGUGURCAUGAUCACUUCUACACUAAUGCAUCUCUACGGCAAAAAGCAGAAGUGAAAUAUCUCAAGAAUUUAGAUAGAAAUAUCUAUGCAGAUAAAGACAUCAUCAAGACAUUGCCUGAUUUAGAAUUUGACCCGCUAUUCAAACUAAGAGUCAGCAAAUCACAGAGCGCUGUAAAGAUAUCAGAUCAAGUUGUAAGGAAUGCUGACAAUGUCAUUGAUACUGUCUUCUGGUCUGCUGCAUUGGAUGAAAUAUUCAAGAAAAACUUAAAAGAAGAUCCAGAAUUAAGAUGGCAGAAUUUUGGUUCGGUUGAAGGGGUAUUGCGGCAGUAUCCAAGCAGUGAGUGGUCAACCAAUUUUGCUGGUUUUCACAUUGACUAUGACCCACGGAUGAGACCUUGGUAUAUUGGUGCUACCUCUGGGCCUAAAGACAUAGUAAUAGUUCUUGACUGUAGCUACUCCAUGAUGGGGAAAAGAAUACGCAUGGCCAAAGAGGUGGCAAAAACUGUUUUGAACACUUUGACCAAGCAAGACUUUGUUAAUGUUAUCUGCGGACGUGAGAGUAACUGGGAUGAAGUUGGAAAAUACUACAAGUAUGAUACUGAAGUGUUAAGUUGUCAAAAAGACAGACUUGUUCCUGCAUCAACGUCACACAAGAAAGAUCUUGCCGAAAAAAUUGACAGCUUAAAAGCUGGCGGAACUAGUGAACUUAAGAAAGCCUUUAAGWUAGCAUUCACUCUUCUAGAAGGCAGAGCAAAGACUGGCUGUCAGAGUAUUAUCAUAUUUGUCACUGAUGGUCUGGAUAAUGAUGGUGAUCCAGUGAGAUGUGGUACUGGUUAUUAUACUAGAAGUGGUUAUGUUCCUGGUCAGUUGUGUAAAUAUAACUGGGAYGAUGUGUGGAGUGAGGUGGCCAAACUUAAUAAGUUUAAGAUGCCAAAGACUCGUAUAUUCUCCUACCUGGUCAAUGACAAAGGUGGUGAAGAAUUCCCAGGAAAGCUGGCAUGUGACAAUAAUGGUUACAUGAAGAAACUAGUGGAAACUGAGAAUAUUAUAUCCCAGAUGCAGGACUAUUACAGUUUUCUGGCCUCCAAUACUAUCAGUAUCAGCAAUGUAACGUGGACAUCACCAUAUUUAGAUGCAUCAGGUCUGGGAUUGAUGGUCACUGUUGCAAUGCCAGUCACCAGUAAGGUGACAAACAGGUUUGUAACAUUUAUGUUCCAUACAUUUCUUUGUAAAUUUUGCCGACUUUUAAACACUAACGUAUUGUUGAAUGACCAGUGGGGCUCUGUGUACGCUUUCUUGAUCAAUGAAGAGGGAGAGACUAUCUUUCAUCCUUUACUCAGGCCAAGUUCAGAGCUUGUGGAUGACCCAAUCUUCAUCCAGAUUGAUGAUUUGGAGCAGAGACAUGGUAAACCAGCAAAAUUCACCAAAGUAAAAGAAGCCAUGAUAAAUGGAAAGACAGGGUCCAUGAGAAUAGAAGAUGCCAUUCGUAGUAUGCCAAAGGGUGAUUUUCAAGAUGGAGUUGUUCUUGCUACAAUACCUUCAACAUAUUACUAUGCAUCAAUAAGUGACUCCGUAUAUGCCUUUGCAUUUAACUUAGCUGAUUCUGAUGCAGAGUUCAGGUAUCCUUACAGACCAAAGGAUGUUUCUGAUUUACCUGAAAAUUACUUUCAUAAUAUUGAGGGUUAUGACUCCAAACCUGUCAGAAAGGCUCUAGGUGAUUUGUAUGACAGCCUUGGUGUAAAGUACAACACAGAAAAGUAUCCCAAUAUCCAUAUUACUCGUGAUCACACCACAGUCAUGCUGGCUCCAAAGUCUUACUGUCAUCCUAACGACUACUUCUUCCAUUACAACUUGACUAACAUAAUGAUUGAAGGACAUAAGGUUAUCAAUGGCUUGACAAAUUCUACAGGAUGCCCUAAUGGACGAUUCAGCAAUGCUGUCAGAUCUGAUGUGAUGAUGACWGGAAAGAUUGAGAAAACUUGGCUUGCAAGAAAUCAUGAAAUCCUAAAAGAUGUCCGUUGGACCUAUGUUGGUACUAGGAAUGGAGUAUUUAGGUCUUUUCCUGGACACAGAUCAAGACGUAACUAUGAUCCAACAAAGCGAUCUUGGUAUCAGCGCACGUUAGUUAAUCCUGCAAAGACAUCAGUAUCCAAUGCAUACUUGGAUGCAAGCGGUAUUGGUAAGGUGGUGACUAUAUCACAAGCUCUAUUCCAAGGAUURCMAUCUGGUCUCAAUGCUUCUGGUUUCAAUUGUACUGGAGAUGAUAAUCUUAGAGGAGGAUGUGCUUGCACAAGCAACACUCAGUGUCUAUCAGGAAAGUGCAGAGCCUAUCCCUCCAACUUGACUCUUUGUGCUGGUGACCAUGUUGAAGCUGUGACAGCACUUGAUAUCUUGUACAACGACUUCCACAGCCAAGUGUACAAACUCAUGAAGGCACCUGAUAACGAACGGUCAUGUGGAUCAAGCUACAAGUGUCCUGAUGGCACUCAUACUUGUCAAACUAAAUGCUAUUUGAUUGACAAUCUUGCAAACCUGGUCACUGAUCCAAGUUUCUUGACAGUCAGUACUACAGAUGAGAGGGAGUACAAGAGAGUGUCUCUUGGGCGUAAGGAGGGUGACAUCAUGAAGUUGUUGAUACAGAGAGGCUUCUUUGAGCAGAAUUUGAGGAUUGACUUCCAGGGGGUGUGUAGUGUAUCACCCUAUGCAACUAAGGUGACUUUGGAAGGACUACUCAAAACCCCUGAACAAGAAGAUGAUUACUACAAGGAUAAAGGACCAAUUCCUCCCUUUAGAAAUGAAUUUGGCUGCAUUCAAGAUGUWGUUGGUUACUCAUCUAAUGAUAAGUCACUGGGUUCAGAUAAGAUCAUCUCAGGAAAAAUWGAUGGACCAUGUCGGAAUGGAACAUACUACCUUGCAAGUCUGCCAAAGACAAACCUUUAUCUUUUGGUCAUUGAAAACUGGAGUGACUACAGACAAUCUUACUUUUACAACUUUAACUGUCACAUCACUAAUAAUGUGUAUGAUGCUGGAGCAUUUCGCAUUGUAAAUGGUACAUGUGCACAUAUUGAGACAAAAGAACCACUAAACACUAAAAAGAAAUGCCCAGCUUUUAAUAAUGUCAAGCUGAAAUGUAGUUAUAAUUCCUCUGUAGGUUUAAAAAUGCCUUUUUGUAUGUUGUAUCCRAUUUUAUUGACUUUUUAUUUCAUUACUAUGAAAGUAAUACAUUAGAAAUCUUCUCAUUCAAAAAUUAAUAAUGCUAUGAUAGUUACAUUACAUACAAUAUGUACUUAUGAAAGUUUCAAAAAUCAAACAAUGUCAAAUUGUGUUCGUACACUGCACAAUAGAGCAGAUUUCGUAUGACUGUGCAAAGGCAUGGAUCACAACACGGACAUGGCACGGCACGGAACCUCACCUGGUAAUGAUCCAAAUAAAAAUAAGAAGUUGAGAAUACAUCACCAUCACAGCACAGUACAAACACAACACAAAAGUGCAGUAUUUUUUUGCACAGUCAUAGGAAGUCUACUCUAUUAUACAAUAAUCAAUAAUUUUUAAAAUGAUUAACGUUUAAUUCAGACAUUCUUUAUUAAAAACAAUAUUAAUAGGUUACUUGCAAACAUUAUAGUCAACAUUUUUAUAAAUAUUAGGUUUUAUUGAGUUCAAUAGCAUUAUCAUGUCAUACUAUUCAAUCACAAAUCAUUAACUACAAAUUAUUAUGGUGUGAAUAAAAUAAUAUAUAUUUUUAUUA
Exaiptasia diaphana is the source of this 4624-nucleotide messenger RNA. Its product is annotated as voltage-dependent calcium channel subunit alpha-2/delta-3. The record is from RefSeq and is a predicted model, not a curated record. The transcript is spliced from 16 exons. Gene Ontology annotation, molecular function: voltage-gated calcium channel activity. NCBI's taxonomy places the organism in Eukaryota, Metazoa, Cnidaria, Anthozoa, Actiniaria, Aiptasiidae. Bases 583 to 4107 code for a protein of 1174 amino acids. Gene Ontology annotation, cellular component: voltage-gated calcium channel complex.